AUCUUUUUAACACUAAUUUUGCUUCUUCUGGGCUAUUUCCUUGCCCUGCUAUAGUACUGUAUUGUGUGGAUUUGCUAGUGAUUUUUAAUGAAUUUUUCCUUUUUUUGCUCUCCUCGUCUCAGAGAUGCUAUGUGUGCAGAGGGACUGGAUCAGCACUCUGUCUUUUUUAAUUCAAUGUUUUUACAUUUUGGCUUCGUGCCACGGUAUAAAACUUCAGCAGAGAAAUUUUCACUUUCCAGAAAAGAGACAAGAGCACCGAGCAAGAUCUUCACCAGCUACGUAUGAUGUCGUUGAACCAGUGAAAGUGGAUGAAAAGGGAACUUUUUUAUCAUUUAACUUAUUCCAUGGUGCUAAAACUAUUCGAAGAAAACGUGAUCUUACUUCUCAAACGGCACAUUACUCUAUCAACUAUAAAACAGGAAGUCUAUUUUUUAACCUAAGCAUUCAUGAUGGAUUCUUCUCCGAUAACUACAUUCUAGAAAAGAGGGCUGGAAACUACAGUAGUGCAAAAAUUACCCCACGUUCGAGAAGAAAUUGCCACCUUAUUGGUACUGUGCAAGAGAAUCUAGAGCGUGGAUUUGCUGCUAUUAGCGCCUGCAAUGGGCUGACUGGAUUUUUUCGCCUUUCCCAUGGAGACUAUUUUAUUGAGCCUUUUCCAAAUUCUUCACAAGCAGCAGGAAAGAGUCAUAAACAUGUCAUAUACAAUAGAGAAAUACACAAUGCACACAGAAAUCGCAGAGACCUUCCUUUGACUGAACGACGAUCGUGUGGAGUAAAUGACAGCUUCAGUUCUGCUCUCAGACAAGAGCGACAACGGGAACAGUGGGAAAGAAAACAUCGGAAAGACAGAAAGAUUUCACAACGAUCAGUGAGCAAAGAGAGAUGGGUGGAAACACUAGUUGUUGCCGAUACUAAAAUGAUUGAAUAUCAUGGCAGUGACAAUGUGGAGUCCUAUAUAUUUACGAUAAUGAACAUGGUUGCAGGGUUGUUUCAUGAUCCAAGCAUUGGCAACGCAAUUCAUAUUAAAGUGGUCCGUCUGAUUUUACUUGAAGAGGAAGAGGAAGGACUCAAAAUAGUUCAUCAUGCUGAUCAUACCCUUGCCAGCUUUUGUAAAUGGCAGAAGAGCAUAAAUCCAAAGAGCGAUGUGCACCCAGCGCAUCAUGACGUUGCAGUGUUAUUAACCAGGAAAGAUAUUUGUGCCGGCAGAAACAUUCCUUGUGAAACCUUAGGUCUUUCCCAUCUGUCUGGUAUGUGUCAGCCAUUCAGAAGCUGCAACAUUAAUGAGGAUUCAGGUCUCCCAGUUGCUUUUACUAUUGCACAUGAGCUGGGACACAGUUUUGGAAUUCAUCAUGAUGGACAGGGUAAUGAUUGCGAAUUUAUUGGAAGACACCCAUACAUUAUGUCUCGACAACUGAAAUAUGAUUCCUCACCUCUUACAUGGUCCUUAUGUAGUAAAGAAUAUAUCACACGUUUCUUAGAUCGAGGAUGGGGAUUUUGUCUUGAUGAUGUUCCAAUAAAGAAAGAUGUGAAACCUCCACUGGUUGCUCCUGGAGUCUUAUAUGAUCUUAGCCACCAGUGUCAACUGCAAUAUGGACCUAAUGCAACUGUUUGUGAUUUUGUGGAUAACGUGUGCCAGACAUUGUGGUGCUUAGUAGAUCAUUCUUGCCGAUCAAAACUUGAUGCUGCAGCAGAUGGAACAAGAUGUGGCGACAACAAGUGGUGUUUCAAUGGUAAAUGUAUUGUUGUAGGAAAACAGCCGGAAACUAUAAAUGGAGGAUGGAGUGCAUGGAGCUCUUGGUCUCAUUGCACAAGAACAUGCGGAGCUGGAAUACAGAGCGCAGAAAGGAAAUGUAAUAGCCCUGUGCCAAAAUAUGGAGGAAAGUACUGUACUGGAGAAAGAAAAAGAUACAGAAUUUGUAAAAUAUUCCCAUGCCCUAAGGAUACUCCAUCCUUCCGUCAGAUGCAAUGCAGUGAAUUUGAUACUGUACCAUACAAAAAUGAACUGUAUCAGUGGAUUCCUCUGUAUAAUACAGCUAAUCCGUGCGAACUCAACUGCAAGCCCGUGGGUGCUAACUUUGCUGAUAAGUUGCUGGACUCAGUAAUUGAUGGUACUCCGUGCUUUGAAGAAAACAGUAGAGACGUCUGUAUUAAUGGCAUGUGUAAGACUGUUGGUUGUGACUUUGAGAUUGAAUCAAAUGCUACAGAGGAUCGGUGUGGAGUGUGUCUUGGAGAUGGUUCAAGCUGUCACACAAUUAAAAAAGAAUUUGAUCAAACUGAAGGAUUUGGUUAUGUUGACAUUGGGCAGAUUCCUAUAGGUGCAAGAGACAUAAAGAUCGAAGAAGUGGAAGCGGCGGGCAAUUUCCUUGCAAUUAGAAGUGAAGAUCCAGAAAAGCAUUACUUAAAUGGAGGUUUUAUAAUACAGUGGAACGGAGAAUACAAAGUGGCAGGAACAACAUUUCAUUACCAGCGGAAUGGAGAUUUAGAGAAUCUGACAGCCUCAGGCCCUACAAAUGAGUCCAUCUGGAUACAGCUUCUGUUUCAGGAGAGCAAUCCGGGAGUUAGAUAUGAAUAUUUAAUCCAAAAAGAUACAGAAAAUGAGACUGAAUCAGAGUAUGUCUGGAAAUAUGGAAGCUGGACAGACUGUAGUGUGACAUGUGGCACAGGAGUUCAGCGGAAAAUUGCACGAUGUGUGAACAGAGGAAUAGGAGUUAUUAAAAAUACAUUCUGUGACCCAGACAGGCAACCUAUGCCGAAGCAGAAAAAGUGUCUCAUGGAAGACUGCCCCCCCAGGUGGUGGGCUGCAGAAUGGCAACAAUGUUCAACUACAUGUGGAACAACUGGUGAGAAGAAAAGAACUGUCCUGUGUAUCAGAACGGUGGGAUCAGAUGAACAAGCUCUUCCCUCGGAAGACUGUCACCACCUCACUAAGCCGAAAGAUUAUAUGUCGUGCAACAGAGAUGUUUUAUGUCCUUCAGAUUGGACAGUUAGCAACUGGAGUGAGUGUUCGGUCACAUGCGGUGGUGGAGUACGGACAAGGAAUGUUACGUGUUCAAAAAAUAAUAAUGAACCGUGUGAGAUAUUGAAGAAACCAAAUUCCAAAGCCUUGUGUGGACUUCAGCAAUGUCUUGUUCAUAACAAAGCACCUCAAGCUCCUAUGAAGCACAAAUAUGUUAAAAAAAUAGUCAAAGUAAUCCACAAAAAAGCAGGUGGUCCAGUGAAACGCAUUAUUUUUCAAGAUAAUAGAAAUCGAUUACCUCGCGUAACAAAGUUACCAACAUCGUUUUCAUCAGUAGCUCCUACAGUAAUGUUAUCUCCAGCUGUGAACUCCAUCAAAGAACAUUUUCAGAUCAAUGAAAUUCCAAAUUCCACCCAUUUUAAUGUUGAUUAUAAGUAUGACUUUGUGCUGGUGGAAAAUAAUAAAAAGAAAACUAUUUUGAACUCCACUAAAUUGAUUCCAACAGUUUCCACUGAAACUUCACCAAGCGCAGAAGUUGAAAAUAAAACAGAAAAUUAUUCUUCUACUAUAUUGACCACUACGAGAAAACCUGAAAACAUUACUUUAGGAUAUGAUUUUAUAACGGAACAAUCGGAAACACAAACAGACUCAGAGGAAAUGACUGUGUCAACCAACAACCCAGAUAGAAAUGAUGAUAGUGAUUUCAAUUCCAUAAUUGAAUCCAGAAGUAAAAGGCAUAAAGGCAAAUCUAUCAUGAUACAGGACAAUAAAAGCACUAUAACGUAUCAGACAGAAUCAUCAACUCCAGCUUCCAAUCUCGUUACAACACAGAUUCCACAAACUUUCAAUAUCGAAGUCUUUGUAUCUGUCAUUGAGUCGGAACAGAAUGCUACGAUAACUGAAAAUAAUUUAGAUGAUCCAAUAGUCAAGGACUCAGAAGGGAAGGAUCAUGUUCAGGCCACCAAUACCAAUAUAUCUGUAGAUACAUCUAAAAAGCUAAAUUCAAGUUAUAUUGGCCUAUUGAAUCCAGAAGCUCAUAUAAAUAUUACUGACAUUGUUUUUAGUAUGUCAAAUACCAUCUCUUGGAUAACUGGGAAUUGGAGUGAGUGUUCCACGACAUGUGGUUUGGGAGCUGAAUGGAGAACAGUUGACUGCAGCACAACUUUAGAAUCUGACUGCCACAAUCUAAAAAAGCCAGAUCCUGCCAGGAAAUGCCAUCUCCGUCCUUGUGCCAGUUGGAGGACAGGAAAUUGGAGUAAGUGCUCCACAAACUGUGGUGGUGGUUUCAGGACCAGAGAAGUCCAGUGCAUGGAUAUUCGGGAAAAUAGAGCUCUUAGACCUUUUCACUGCCAAUCCCAUGGACAUAAUCCACAACAGAACAGCUCCUGCAAUCUGGAACACUGCUUGACGUGGCUUGCUAAACCAUGGAGUGAGUGUUCUAAGACAUGUGGGAGUGGCAUUCGGCAAAGACGAGUGAUUUGCCCGAUAGAUGACCGAUGUGAUUUAAAGAAGAUUCCAGUGUUUACUAUAAAUUGCAAUGAGAAGCCAUGCCUCAGAUGGAAAACACACUCUUGGACAGACUGCUCUGCUUCUUGUGGAGACGGUGUACAGAGGAGGAAGAUUGAGUGUUUCAAUGUUGAUAAUAACAGCACAUUGAAUGACACACUUUGUGAAGAAAUUGAGCUGAAGCCACAAGAAACUCAAAAAUGCAAUAACCAAGACUGCAGACAAAAUAUAGAUCCACAGUGCAAAAAGGACAAAAUGUCGGUAAACUUCUGCAAAACUGUAAAAUCUAUCGGCAAAUGUUUGGUGAAAAAUAUUGAGAAUCAGUGCUGUUUUACCUGUAGGCAGCAAGAAGAUCACUUUCAAGGCGGCUGAGACAUAACAGACUCAACAAAAUCCAUGAUGUUUCUAUUUACUUUUUAUGCAACAGAAUUUUUAUAAUGUAAAUUACAAAAAUAAAGUAAAAAAAUAAAAUUAUGAAAUCAAUGAAAUACCAGAAUAGAGCAUUAUAUUUUCAAAAUAUAAAAAUUCCUUCCAUACAAGUUCAGUGCUUGGCAGAUUUAAAUUUCUUUCCAAACAUCUACUUCUCAAAAUGUUUGUUGCCGAGAGCCAUAUAACUGGGAUUCUCAUGUCUGUUUAUUAAUAAUUAUAAUUACAUUCUAUAUAAGUAUCAAAACUAUGCUCCCUUACAGAAAAUGUAAAAUAAUGUUAAUAUAUUUUUUAAACCUAAUGCAAAUAGUCAUAUACUCUCUUUUAAAAAUUCAGAAAUAAAACUUGUAUAGAAAACCAAAAGAACAAAGAUAAGAACAGUUGAACUAGUACAUUCAAUUAUUGGUGCUUUUAUGUUUACAAUAUGUUUACAGUACGUUUCAUAAAUCUAUCAACUGAGCCAAUAAAUGCAUUUGAUAAGUUUGA
Pelobates fuscus (common spadefoot toad) is the source of this 5374-nucleotide messenger RNA. It is a transcript of the gene ADAMTS12, whose product is annotated as ADAM metallopeptidase with thrombospondin type 1 motif 12. Lineage: Eukaryota; Metazoa; Chordata; Amphibia; Anura; Pelobatidae. The record is from RefSeq and is a predicted model, not a curated record. The transcript has 24 exons. Gene Ontology annotation, molecular function: metalloendopeptidase activity. Gene Ontology annotation, biological process: extracellular matrix organization; proteolysis. Gene Ontology annotation, cellular component: extracellular matrix. The coding region runs from base 125 to 4834 and encodes 1569 amino acids.